Molecule: messenger RNA, 1492 nt
Organism: Pneumocystis carinii B80
Lineage: Eukaryota; Fungi; Ascomycota; Pneumocystomycetes; Pneumocystales; Pneumocystaceae
Exons: 2
Coding region: 47-1447 (466 amino acids)
Source: RefSeq, a predicted model, not a curated record
AUUAUAUUGAAUGCUUCUAUUCUUUCUCUAUUGAUUUAUUCUCUUAAUGUUGGCAGUUUUAUGGGAAUUGACAUCUUUUAUGAUGAGUACUUUUUCUAAGAAAAAAGACGUGUAUAUUCCAGAUUCAGAGGGAGAAGAGGAUUCAUUUUAUUUAGGAACAAUGCAUUAUAAUAAUGUUUAUUCACAUAUGUUAAAUAGUAAAAAUAUGUAUAAUGAGAUGAAGACAGACACUGUAGAUGCUAUUAUAGAUACAGAGAUCAAGAAUUCAUCUAUUGUUGAUGAUAAGGACAUUAUUUUAGAGGGAAUAAAGUGCAAAAAUGACAAUAAAGAAGGUGUUUCUAGAAAAGAUAUAAAAUAUAGAAAUUUUGAAAGACCAUUAUCACCUUUAUUUGAUGAAAAUAGGUUAAAAAAUAUGAAUUCAUAUAGAAAUAUGUAUCCUAUAGUAAAUAGAGAUGAAAGUGAUGAUGAAAUACAGUUAUUUGGAAAUUCAGGUCAAAAUAAAAUUGAUAUGAAUAAAGAUACAGAAAAGGAAUCUAUAAUAUCAUUAGAAGAAGAGAUUUGUAAUAAAGAUGAUCAAAUAAAUCGAUUAUAUCAAGAAGAAAAGCCAGAAAUUCAAUUGCUUUCUCUUGCAGCAUGUAUCAAUGUAGAAUCAUUGGAUGAAAACGAAUAUCAAUGCACUAGUAAUAAAAAUAAAUCAAUUCUAUCUAAAGAGGAUGAAAUUGAAUCUAAUUUAAAACAUUCGUUGCCUAAAGAAACUAAAGCAAAGAAAUUAAGGAGGAGUAAAACGGCAAAAGAUGUUUCAAAAGGAAAUAAAAACAUAAAAACAAAGAGAUAUCCAUCUUUUGAUUCGUAUGAGGAUAAUACGAUUGUUGUAAAUGAUACAUCGCUUCAUGAAAAUAGUGAAUUUGAAAAUCAAUUAUUUAAAACGGUUCCUGAUGAAAAUACUUUAGAAAUUAAUGAUUCUAUUCAGGUUGAGGAUUCUAAUUGUCAUUCUUUAGGCUUUGAAGCAGAAAAACUGAGUCCUUUUAAAGACAAUUCUGCGCAAGCUGAAUUAAUUAUUUCAGAAAAGUCUAAAUACAAAGUUGAAAACUUAAAAAAACCUGAAGAAAAUAUUGAAUUGAAUCCUAAAAAAAGUCCAAAAAUAUUACGAUCUUAUGAAUCAAAUUUGUUAUCAAAGAUAGAAGAGGUGAAAAAAAAUGAUAUAGAAAAUGCAGAUAUAGAUGUAUUAAAUUCUGGAAAUAAAAUAGAGGAUUGUUCAAAAUUUAAUAAUGAAAAACCAAUAACAUCUACUGAAAUACCUCAUAUAACAGAUUCACCUACUUUCUCGGGAAAUUUGCCAGUAUUAAAAGAAUCUUCUCGGAAAAAUGUUACAACAAGGCCAUGUUAUCGUGUUGGACUUUCUAAGAAGGCAAAAAUAGAAUCUUUACAUUCCUAUCUUAAAAGGUAAAUGUUAUGGAUUCAUAGAAAAUAUAUGAUUUAUAAAGAUAAGUAU